AUGUCGCAUUCUCAGCAACCCGAGUCUAGCUCGGCCUCGCAACAGCGAGCUCCUAGCCCGCGACCUUCAUCUCCUGGCCCUCGUCCAACUACACCGCGACUUCAAGCAACCGUCCGCCUUGGUUCGCCAGUACCUGGCCAUGGCUUCCCAGCAACUGUCGUGGGAGCUCGUCCAGCCUCGCCUGCCUCAGUAAUGCAGAAUCCCUUAUCUCAGUACAACUUUCCAGGCGGUAGUGGCUCGCCUCCAAGGUUUGGGACACCUCCACGUCUAGGUACGCCAACCAGAUUUGGGACACCGCCUAGGUUCGGCACACCUCCUCCCCAGAAUUAUGGAGUGAAUAUCCCUAGCUCCGCAAACCCUCCACAAUCGCCUUCCCGAGCACAGAGUAUAUAUGGAUCCUUUGACUCCCGGCAGCCGGUAGAAGACCCAGAGGUUGUGAGACGGCAUCUAGUCACCGACGAUAUCAUAUCAAAUUCGCCGGCAUUUGGCCAAGCGAGUGGAGGAGUCUUGGAUACGGAGUUUUCGUCAUUGCAGCUUCAGGGUGGGGAUAUAACACGUCCGAUCUACCGUUAUGUAGAGAGUAUUGAGAAUAAUGGCGGCCGCCGGAGUCGCUCGCGGUCUUUUCAUGUUCCGCGUCCUGAGCCAGAUGAUGAUACUUUAAAUAUCAGUAAUAUCAAGCAAAUCGGUGGGUUUAGAAGAAAUUACAUCCGUCGCGUGGAGGGUGCUAGUCCUGCGCCUGGGCACAGUUACGGACAUGCAAUGCCGAUUAGGCGACCAUUUUUAACGAGAAACUUCAUCGAAUUCUUGACAUUGCACGGGCAUUUUGCCGGUGAAGAUUUGGAGGAAGAGGAUGAGGAGGGGUGGACGAGUGAUGAAGCCUUGAUCGAACAAGGCGGGAGAGAUGAUAUCCCCGAUGGCAUCGAGGAAGGGAGUGCAUUACUUGGAAGACCAAGGACCGCGCGAAGGAAAAGUAUUUCUCACCAAGGAACGGCGGGGUCUGGAAAGGCAGCACUUUUGCUGUUAAAGAGUUUUGUUGGCACUGGUGUGCUAUUUCUGCCCAAAGCCUAUUCAAACGGUGGGAUGGUAUUCUCCAACAUUGUUCUCCUCUUGACAGCACUGUUGUCUUACUACUGCUUCGUGCUGUUGGUAAGAACUCGUCUAAAGAUAGCCGGAAGUUUUGGAGAUAUCGGGGGUAUCCUAUACGGUCCCAAGAUGCGACUCACUAUUCUAUCCUCGAUUAUCGUAUCCCAAAUUGGGUUUGCCGCUGCCUAUAUUGUCUUUACCGGAGAGAAUCUUCAGGCCUUUAUUUAUGCGGUCACUAAAGGGGAAAUGCAUCUUGACAUAAAAUGGCUUAUCCUGCUCCAGUUGGUGGUCUUCCUCCCAAUGUCGAUGAUCCGUGACAUGGCGAAACUUGGAUUCACGGCUCUUAUUGCCGAUUUCUUCAUUAUGCUUGGUCUUGUCUACCUUUACUAUUACGACUUCUUCACUCUGGCAUCAGAGGGUGUCAGUGACAUCGUUUCGUUCAAUUCUGAAAACUGGACAUUGUUUAUUGGAACAGCAAUUUUUACGUUCGAAGGUAUUGGAUUGAUCAUCCCAAUUCAGGAGACCAUGCAGAGGCCCGAGAAGUUCCCGAAAGUAUUGGGAGGUGUUAUGGUUAUCAUAACUGUUAUUUUCCUUAGCAUGGGAGCGUUCAGUUACGCCGCAUAUGGUAGCAAUACUAAGACCGUGAUCAUCCUAAACUUACCACAGGAUGACAAGUUUGUCAACGGCGUCCAAUUCCUAUAUUCACUUGCCAUUCUCCUCUCUACGCCCCUACAGCUCUUCCCUGCCAUUCGUAUUAUGGAAACCGGCCUCUUUCCUCGUAGCGGAAAAAACAAUACCACUGUCAAAUGGCAAAAGAAUGGAUUUCGCUUCAUCACUGUCUUUGUUACGGCCCUUAUCGCAUGGGGUGGCGCGGAUGAUCUUGACAAAUUUGUUGCCCUCAUUGGAAGUUUCGCGUGCAUCCCGUUGGUGUAUAUUUACCCACCGCUGCUUCAUAGCAGGGCCUAUGACACGAGUCGUUUCAUGAAGGUGGCAGAUAUGUCGCUGGUUGUGUUUGGGUUCUGUGUUAUGGCCUAUACGACCACUUUGACAGUUCAGAAGUGGAGGGACCCGAAUCAAUAA
Morchella sextelata is the source of this 2163-nucleotide messenger RNA. RefSeq lists its product as uncharacterized. The record is from RefSeq and is a predicted model, not a curated record. Gene Ontology annotation, molecular function: amino acid transmembrane transporter activity. NCBI's taxonomy places the organism in Eukaryota, Fungi, Ascomycota, Pezizomycetes, Pezizales, Morchellaceae. The transcript has 4 exons. Gene Ontology annotation, biological process: amino acid transmembrane transport. Bases 1 to 2163 code for a protein of 720 amino acids.